Molecule: messenger RNA, 1071 nt
Organism: Vicia faba (fava bean)
Lineage: Eukaryota; Viridiplantae; Streptophyta; Magnoliopsida; Fabales; Fabaceae
Source: the annotation of a GenBank genome assembly
AUGGAGCUGAAAUCUUUCUCUUACAAUUCUAUGUCCACAUUUGAAAUUGCAAAAUCUUGUUCUACUUUCUUCUCCAAUUCUAGACACAAAUUUGGAGUUAGAUACUCUAAUGAAUUCAACUGCAACAGAGGGUUGUUUCUCAAGACUUAUAGUGCUUCAGAUGAGUCUUGUUUUGCAGCAGUAACAACAAGUUCUCAUAGUGUUGAUGGAAUUAAUGGCUCAACUCCAAGUUUGUAUUAUAGAAAUCUUUUACUUGGUGCUUUUGAUGAUGAGUAUGGAGGGGUUGUCAUUGAUCCAAAUAGGUUACCACAAGAUUCAUAUGCUUUUGCAUCUAUGCUUUGUUUGUCUCUUUCUCACUGGAAAAAACUGGGAAAGAAAGGAAUUUGGCUUAAAUUGCCUUUAGAGAAAUCUGAUCUUGUUCCGGUUGCUGUUAAGAUGUUGAAUGUAUAUCAGGAAGGGUUUGAAUACCAUCAUGCAGAACCGGGAUAUGUGAUGUUAACUUACUGGAUUCCUGAAGGACCUUGCAUGCUUCCAGCAAAUGCUUCGCAUCAAGUCGGAAUUGGAGGAUUUGUCAUCAAUGAUAACGAUGAAGUACUUGUGGUGCAAGAGAAACACUGUUCUCCUGCAACUCUUGGCCUUUGGAAAAUACCAACUGGUUUCAUUCAUGAGGCUGAGGAGAUAUAUACAGGAGCUGUAAGAGAAGUGAAAGAAGAAACUGGGAUUGAUACAGAUUUUAUUGAAGUCAUAGCAUUCAGGCAUGUACACAAUGUGGCCUUUGAGAAAUCAGAUUUGUUCUUCAUCUGCAUGCUAAGACCACUGUCAUCUAGUAUCACUGUGGAUGAUCAUGAAAUUGAAGCAGCAAAAUGGAUGCCACUGGUUGAGUUUGUAGAGCAACCACUAAUACAAGAAGAUUCCAUGUUCAAGAAGAUUGUAGAUAUCUUCAUUGCGCGUCUUGGGAAGCGCUAUUGCGGCCUGUCAACUCAUCAAGUAGUUUCCAAAUUUGAUGGCAAAAUUUCUUCUCUAUACUACAAUGUCAUUGACAAUGAUGAUGCAAACUGUGUUGGAAAAUAA